AUGUUUUCUUUCUUUUUAGCUACACUCUCCUUCAGCAAGGAAGAGGAGGACAAAGAUCAAGGUCCUGUUGUAGGUAUUGAUCUUGGUACAACAUUUUCAUGUGUUGGCAUUUUCCAACGCGGUAAAGUUGAAAUUAUCGCAAACGAAGUCGGUAACCGCAUCACUCCAUCAAUCGUUGCAUACAAUGAUGGCCAGAGGUAUGUUGGUGACUCUGCUACAUCAUAUCUUAUUUCAAACCCAUCAAAUACUGUUUAUGCUGUUAAGCGUCUUAUUGGUCGCAGAUUUAACGAUAAAGAAGUACAAUCAGAAAUUGGUCGUCUUCCAUACCACGUCGUCGAAAAGGAUGGACGCCCAUAUAUCGAUCUCGAAGUAAAACCUGGAGAGAGAAGAUUGGUUUCUCCUGAAGAAAUCUCCGCAGGCGUACUCACAAAGAUGAAAAAUGUCGCUGAAGAUUACCUUGGCCGCACUGUAAAGGCUGCCGUCGUUACAGUUCCAGCUUAUUUCAAUGAUGCUCAACGUAAAGCUACAAAAGAUGCUGGAGCUAUCGCAGGUCUCGAUGUUAAGCGUAUUAUCAACGAACCAACAGCCGCUGCUAUCGCUUAUGGUCUUAACAAGAAGGAUAAUCAAAAGAUUCUUGUUUUCGACUUAGGCGGUGGUACAUUCGAUGUCUCAUUACUUUCUAUUGAUGACUACUUCUUCGAAGUUCUUGCUACAGCUGGUGAUACCCAUCUUGGUGGCGAAGAUUUCGAUAACAGAGUUGUUGACUACUUCAUGGAUGUUUUCAAACGCCGCACAGGCAAGGAUGCCUCCAAGGACUCCAAGGCUCGUGCCAAACUGAAGCGCGAAGCCGAAAAAGCCAAGAGAACAUUAUCAUAUUCUCAUCAGACCACAAUUGAGAUCGAAAACUUCUUCGAUGGCGAGGAUCUCUCCGAAACCUUCAACCGCGCUCGUUUCGAAGAACUCAACCUCGAUCUUUUCCGUAAAACAAUGGAACCAGUACAACAAGUCCUUACAGACAGUGGCCUCUCCAAGCACGAGAUAGACGAAAUCGUUUUGGUCGGAGGAUCCACUCGUUUACCAAAGAUUCAGCAAUUAGUCAAAGAUUUCUUCAACGGCAAACAACCAUGCAAAUCCAUCAACCCCGAUGAAGCUGUAGCAUACGGCGCCGCUGUCGAAGGCGGUAUCAUAUCUGAUGACCCAGAUACAGCAACAAUUACUAUUAUUAACGUUAACUCUCUCACUCUCGGCAUUGAAACCAUGGGCGGUGUCAUGGCCGAACUCAUUCCUCGUAAUACACGUAUUCCUGUCAAGAAGACCCAAACAUUUACAAACGCCCAAGACGAUCAAGAAACAGUACGUAUCCAAGUCUUCGAAGGCGAGCGCGCCAUGACACGCGACAACCACUUCCUUGGCGCAUUCGAUCUCACAGGACUUCCUCCAGGCCCAAGAGGAUCAGUUCAAAUCGAUGUCACUUUUGAACUUGACCAAAACAACAUUUUGAAGGUUACAGCAGAAGAUAAACAGUCCAACAACAAGGAGACAAUCACGAUCGAUCCAAAGGACAACAGAAUGACAGAGGAAGAGAUCGAGAAAGCCAUACACGAUGCAGAAGACAACAUCGUCAAUGACCAACAAGAAAGAGAAUCUGUACAAGCAAGAUUAUCUCUUGAUUCAAUGAUUGCUGCUGCUAAGAACAACUUGAACAAGGAUGAGACAAAGGACAGACUUUCUAACGAAGAGAGAAGGUCCUUGAAGAGAAUCAUCAAAGAGGGAGAAGACUGGCUACAAGCAAAUCCUGAUGAAGAAGCAGAAGUUUACAACGACAAGAAGAAAGACUUGCAGCAGUCUCUCGCACCUCUUUUGACUGAUCAGAAGUCUAAGAUGAAUAUGGAUAAGAAUGAUGAUGAAGAUAAUGAUGACGAUGACGAUGAUGAUGACGUCGAUGAUGACGAAUUCGGUGAAAUAUAA
Messenger RNA from Trichomonas vaginalis G3, 1968 nucleotides. Its product is annotated as heat shock protein 70kDa family. The record is from RefSeq and is a predicted model, not a curated record. The transcript has a single exon. Gene Ontology annotation, biological process: protein refolding; endoplasmic reticulum unfolded protein response; cellular response to unfolded protein. Lineage: Eukaryota; Parabasalia; Trichomonadida; Trichomonadidae. Bases 1 to 1968 code for a protein of 655 amino acids. Gene Ontology annotation, molecular function: ATP-dependent protein folding chaperone; heat shock protein binding; misfolded protein binding. Gene Ontology annotation, cellular component: endoplasmic reticulum lumen; membrane; nucleus.